CUACUGGGGAGAAAUCACAAAACAGAAAAAACGAUAAAAAUACUAAGUUGUUAAGGAAAUAAAAUGGAGGCGGCGGGAACGAGCUUGACCAGAGAAGAAGAAGACUCCAUCAUAGUUUCAGCUCUCCAGCACGUUAUUUCAGGUACGACGUCGUCCUCUAGUCCAAACUCCAUCAUGCAAAUUAUCCAGGAUUCUGCUUCCAAGUGUCCUGUUUGUAAUAUGAAUUCUGUGGAUUGUCUCGGCUGCAACUACUUCGUGUCUGACCAAGAACAAGAAUCCGGUGACGGAGAGGGAAAAGGUGGAGGAAACCGUAGAAGAACGAAGAAGAACAAGUACAGAGGAGUUAGGCAGCGGCCGUGGGGAAAAUGGGCGGCGGAGAUUCGUGAUCCAUGGAAGGCAACCCGUGUGUGGCUAGGGACUUUCAACACGGCUGAGGAGGCAGCUAUGGCUUACGACAAGGCUGCAAUUAGAUUCCGUGGAAAGAAAGCUAAAACUAACUUCCCAUUAUCUAAAUAUACACAAAUGCAGAUUACAGACAAUAAAGAGAUGGAAGUUUAUAAGCUCGACGUCCAUGGCGAAGGCGGCAGCAGCAGCAGCAAGGUGGAAGAGGAAAAGAACAAUAACAAGCAAGUGAAUGCUGAUCCCAUAGAGGUCGAUGAGGAGGAGGAAGAGGAAGAGGAUUAUCUUCUAGAUGAUAUGUUCAUGGAGAAAUGAAGAUUCUGGUGAAGUAUCCAGUGCG
Manihot esculenta (cassava) is the source of this 739-nucleotide messenger RNA. RefSeq names its product ethylene-responsive transcription factor ERF109. NCBI's taxonomy places the organism in Eukaryota, Viridiplantae, Streptophyta, Magnoliopsida, Malpighiales, Euphorbiaceae. The record is from RefSeq and is a predicted model, not a curated record. Gene Ontology annotation, molecular function: DNA-binding transcription factor activity; DNA binding. The transcript has a single exon. The coding region runs from base 64 to 714 and encodes 216 amino acids. Gene Ontology annotation, biological process: regulation of DNA-templated transcription; ethylene-activated signaling pathway.